Auanema sp. JU1783 is the source of this 1998-nucleotide messenger RNA. Lineage: Eukaryota; Metazoa; Nematoda; Chromadorea; Rhabditida; Rhabditidae. The record is from the annotation of a GenBank genome assembly.
AUGUUAAUACGGACUUGUUUGAUAAUUUGUUUCGCCGUUGUCGGCUCCUCCGUAGCAGAAAAGUUCCGUCUGUAUCGAGUUGUUCCACACGAUGAACAUGCUUUCCAAUCUUUAUCAAAGCUUCAACUUAUGGAUCACAAAUAUAAGAUCGAUUUCUGGAAAGAAUCUCGAAGUAUCGAUGAUUACAGCGAUAUUAUGAUAUCUGACAAACACCGCUCCAUCAUUGAAGACUUUUUCAAUAAAUACAACAAUUCUUAUGAAAUAACUGUACCCGACGUUCAGAAGCUGAUACAAAGAAACGAAGGCUCUCGAAUUCAUUUGCUGAGUGGACACAGACAGCAUGAUGAUCCUAUUCUAGAUAGUGAACCUGAUCUUGAUCAAUCACGCGUCGGCCAACUGAAGAGAGCUAAAUAUCCUUUUGGAGACUAUGCCUCGUAUGCGGAUAUGAUGAAGUUCAUGAGAACAAUAGAAUUCUAUUAUCCAAACAUAACUCAAAUAAUUCGAAUCGGAACAACGCAUGAAGGGAAGCCAAUCGAAGGACUCAAAAUUGGAAAUAAAGUCAAUGGCAAAACAAAUAGACGAGCCAUCUGGAUUGAUGGAAAUAUACAUGCAAGAGAAUGGGCCAGCAGUCACACAGCUUUAUUCAUAAUGAAUCAACUCGUUUCUGGAUACGGGAAAGAUGAACAAGCUACUCAUUAUAUUGAUAACAUGGACUUUUAUAUUGUUCCAUGCCUCAAUCCAGAUGGUUAUGAAUACACCCGUUCUUCACCUAUUCCUAGUAUUCGUUUAUGGCGUAAGAAUCGCUCACCCCAGAAGUGCCGUAAAAGCCCAUGGGGAGGAGAAAAGUGUUGCCAGGGUGUUGACUUGAAUAGGAAUUUCCGAUUUCAUUGGUCAGAGUCGGGCUCUUCCACAGAACCAUGUUCGAACAUUUACCAUGGAGAAGAUGUUUUCAGUGAACCUGAAGCGAGAGCAGUUGAAGACUUUCUUUCCUCUCCCUCUAUGUAUGGAAGAGUGGAUGCUUUCAUCACUCUUCACUCAUAUGCUCAGUUCUGGAUUUAUCCUUAUUCACAUGCUGAACAAACGUAUCCAGAUGAUAUAACCGAUUUGAGAAGAACCGCUCGUCGAGCAAUCAACCGUCUUCAACAUGCUUAUGGGACAGCUUAUCGAAUGGGAACAGGAGCAGACCUUCUAGCUCCUGCUUCCGGCGGUUCAGAUGACUGGGCGAAAUCGGAAAUGGGAAUAAAAUAUGUUUAUUUGAUUGAAUUACGUCCUGAAAUGGAAUUAUCCAAUGGCUUCAUCCUUCACAAAAAAGAAUUGAUUCCGACUGCAGUAGAAACAUUUGAGGGCGUGAAGGAGGUCUUCGAUACUGUGCUUGAUAUGAAUAACAUUAGACAUGAUCCACUUGAACGCAUCACACCAAAUUUACGACGAAAACAAUUCUAUCGCAUGAUGGCCAUUCAGCGUGCACAGGCUGAGCUCGAGAAGAAGCCGCAUGAAGAAGUCGAACGUCAACGUAAAGACGUUGAUGUUGUUUUACUACCAACAACAACAAUAACAACCCCAGUAACAGAACUACCACGUCUUGGAACAACGAAAUGGAUAAGUAAACAUUUCCAACGUUUUGCUAUGAAGACAGCUGAAAUAUCAUCUGUAGACGAUACUCCUAUCAAUGAAAUACAUACAACACCCACUACAACAGUGACAACUACUCAGCCAACAACAACAACGACAACAUCAACGACUGUAACAACAACAGCCAUAUCAUCUUCCGAUGAUGCUGCUACAUCGUCAUCUACACGUGUUACCUCUCAACGCUUCUACACAAAUACUAAACCUGUAUCUUUCCGUGAUCCCAGUUGUCGAGAUAUGCGCUAUUCUUGCGGUUUCUGGCUCAAGAGUAAUACAGCUGUUUGCGAAGAACAAUUUGCUUUCAUGAAAGCUCAAUGUGCUUACACGUGUAACUUUUGUAAAGCUCGGCCUGAGUUAUUAGUGAGCUAA